Exophiala spinifera is the source of this 918-nucleotide messenger RNA. RefSeq lists its product as uncharacterized. The transcript has 3 exons. Gene Ontology annotation, molecular function: oxidoreductase activity. Lineage: Eukaryota; Fungi; Ascomycota; Eurotiomycetes; Chaetothyriales; Herpotrichiellaceae. Bases 1 to 918 code for a protein of 305 amino acids. The record is from RefSeq and is a predicted model, not a curated record.
AUGCGGCGCCUGGGAUCUGCAAACGGAAAGAAAAAACACUUCAAGUCCAGAAUCAAACAGAGAACAAUGUCAGAGCUCGUUUGGCUGAUCACUGGAUGUUCUUCGGGCUUUGGUGAGCAAUUUGUCCACAGCGUCCUGGCCCGUGGGGACAAAGUCAUUGCUACAGCUCGCAAAAUUGACAAGAUCCAGCACCUGCAGCAGGCAGGAGCCACGAUUCUGCAACUCGACAUCACCGACAAGCAACAGCAAAUUCGAGACACAAUAGCGGCGGCGAUUAAGGUACACGGCAGAAUCGAUGUACUGGUCAAUAAUGCUGCUUACAUAGCGAUCGGGACAUGGGAGGAUCUCGAAUAUGAAGACUUUCUUGCAGAAUUCGACACCAACGUUUUCGGAACCAUCAAGGUGACUCGGGCUCUUCUCCCACACUUUCGAGAGCGGCGAUCAGGAACCAUGGUCUUCAUAGGCUCCUUGUCAGGCUGGGUUGGUCAUGCCGGAUGUGGUGCAUACGCUGGCUCCAAGUUUGCUCUUGAAGGGCUGGUGGAAAGCCUAUCGCGUGAGACUGCCCAUCUGGGGUUCAAGACGCUCCUCAUUGAGCCUGGUAGAUUCCGCACAAAACUGCUCUCGAGUGGAAACAUGAAAUCCGUGGCAUCGGCGAUUCCAGAUUAUCAAGAAUUUUCGCAGAAUUUGCUGAAUGGAUUGAGCCAGUCGGAUCAGACUCAACCAGGCGACCCGGUGAAACUGGCAGAGAUCAUCUUGGACCUAGUACGGCAGGAAGGUGUUGCUGCAAGUCGAAAUGUUCCGUUGAGGAUCCCUCUUGGAGUAGACUGCUUCGAGGAGCUAAAGGCAAAGUGCGAGGAAACCCUUGAGUUGCUGAAAGAGUGGGAAGCCACUAUUAAGAGUACAAACCACGACGACUAG